Messenger RNA from Fundulus heteroclitus (mummichog), 1224 nucleotides. Its product is annotated as mitochondrial intermembrane space import and assembly protein 40. The transcript has 3 exons. Bases 169 to 642 code for a protein of 157 amino acids. The record is from RefSeq and is a predicted model, not a curated record. Gene Ontology annotation, cellular component: mitochondrial intermembrane space. Lineage: Eukaryota; Metazoa; Chordata; Actinopteri; Cyprinodontiformes; Fundulidae. Gene Ontology annotation, molecular function: protein-disulfide reductase activity. Gene Ontology annotation, biological process: protein import into mitochondrial intermembrane space.
UGCGCCAAUGUGCGGACGCUGCGGGGGGGCGGAGUCUCUCCGGCGGUCACACAGCGUGUGUCACCUGCUAGCCUGUCAAAUGAAAUCUCGAUUGUUUCAGCGUGCCUCUCGCUCCAGUCGUGUUUUAUCGGGAAGGACGGUGGUCCGCGGACAGGAACACCAGCAGACAUGUCGUACUGCAAGCAGGAGGGUAAGGAUCGGAUCAUCUUCGUGACCAAGGAAGACCACGAGACCCCCAGCAACGCUGAGCUGGUAGCAGAUGACCCCGACGAUCCCUAUGAGGAGCAGGGCCUGAUUCUGCCCAGCGGAGAAAUAAACUGGAACUGCCCCUGCCUGGGCGGCAUGGCCAGCGGACCCUGCGGCUCUCAGUUCAAGGAGGCGUUUUCCUGCUUUCACUACAGCAAGGAAGAAGUGAAGGGCUCCGAGUGCAUCGAGCAGUUUCGCGGCAUGCAGGAGUGCAUGCAGAAGUACCCCGACCUCUAUCCCCAGGAGGAAGACAAAGGAAGCUCCUCCCAAGCCGAAUCGGGCUCUGCUGCUGCUGCUGACGGCUCUGCCUCAUUGUCCGAGAAUGACUCUGCUGCAGAGGCGUCGCCUGGUUCACCAGACAGCGUGUCGCUUGCAGACAACCAGGCGGCUAGCUAAAGCCAGUCGCAGAGGGACUCUUGUUGAGCCUUGGAAGGCUCGGAACAGCUGAUGGUCAUUUUACGGAACAGCGGAGGACUUGAGAGAGUGCAAGACAAAAAAAAAACACUGAAAGGUAGUCCCCGUGUCUUGAGCAGGGGCUGAAGUUGGAAGUCUCUCAUUUUCUAUGCAACAGCAGUUUAUGUGAGCUAAUCGGGAGCACUAUUUUUAAAAACAAUUACCUAAAAUCCAAAGUGACAUUGGUUUGAGCUAUAAUAGCUUGAUGUUUUAACAGUAGUAUCCCCCCCCCCUCACCCCAGCCAGACAUGUUUCGAUGUGUAACAUCAACGCUUUAUUGUCGCCUGAGACCAAAAUACGUGGAACAAGAAGAGCGUGGCUGCUGUAAACCGUCACUGUGAUGUAUGUGUUCUGAUGUUUCUGAGUAGAAACCUCCGUCCCUGCCUAGAACAGCAGGCGACGACUGUGCGGCGUCGUUAAUGGUCCUGCUGUCCAAACUGAACGUCAUGGUGGUUUGUGAAGUCCCCAUCAAGAUUUCAAGGUGUCUUGGUGUUAGUGAAAAAAUAAAUUCUGUGUUAAAGCGCU